Molecule: messenger RNA, 1336 nt
Organism: Sinocyclocheilus rhinocerous
Lineage: Eukaryota; Metazoa; Chordata; Actinopteri; Cypriniformes; Cyprinidae
Product: translin-like
Exons: 6
Coding region: 252-944 (230 amino acids)
Biological process (GO): RNA metabolic process
Molecular function (GO): RNA binding; sequence-specific DNA binding; single-stranded DNA binding
Source: RefSeq, a predicted model, not a curated record
UACGUUUCACACUCCAGACCAGUAGGUGGCGGACAUGCACCUUUAACGUUGGUUUGCCAAUCCGCCAAAAAAACUCGAGAGAAGAAGAAGAAGGGACAGUUAUUAACGUGCAUGCUGAUGACUGCAGGCUGUUUGGUUCGCGAGCACGACAAUUAAUAAAUCUCUGUUUACAUCCUAACGUUGUCUAAGUAGUGUAUAUUUGGAACAGCUGGUCACAGUAAAGAGCGACGCACACGUCAGCACAUUUGAAGAUGUCUGUAACGGAGAUGUUUAGCUAUAUCCAAGGAUUUUUGAGUGCCGAUCAAGAUAUUCGAGAGGAUAUAAGAAAAGUUGUCCAAGUUCUGGAGCAGACAGCGAGAGAGAUCCUCACUGUUCUUCAAAGUGUUCAUCAACCAAGUGGUUUCAAAGACAUUCCCAGCAAGUGUCUAAAGGCCAGAGAGCUGUUCUGCACUGUAAGAAACCACACUGGAGAGCUGAAAACUAAGUUCCCAGUUGAACAGUACUAUCGGUAUCAUGAACACUGGAGAUUUGUUCUUCAACGACUUGCCUUCCUUGCAGCUUUUGUGGUAUACCUGGAAAGCGAGUCCUUGGUUACACGCGAGGAAGUGGCAAAAAUACUUGCCAUUGAAGUCGACAGAGAAAUAGGGUUUCAUUUGGAUGUGGAAGACUAUCUAGCAGGAGUUCUUAUUAUGGCCAGCGAGCUGUCCAGGCUGGCAGUGAACAGCGUGACCGCAGGGGACUAUGGAUGUCCGCUUAGGAUCUCAAACUUCAUCAAUGAACUUGACUCUGGCUUUCGGUUGCUCAACUUAAAAAACGACCCUCUUCGCAAGCGCUACGAUGGCCUCAAGUACGAUGUGAAGAAGAUUGAGGAGGUGGUAUACGAUCUUUCCAUCCGAGGCCUUGCCAAGGAGCAGGAGCAGGAGGAGGCUGGAGGAGAUAAGUAGAGGCGGUGUGGAAACACAAGAGGCCGCGGGGCACUACCCUGGCUGGGAUUCUCCAUGACUGGAAGAGUGGUUAAACCUGUCAGCGAGCAGGUGCUUGGAGGAAGAGGGGAGGGAAUGGAGGUUUUGAAGCCCCAGCAGCCUUGGGCAGUGUUUUUUAAACCACCUGCCCACCAUGACAGAGAUAAGUUCAGGUUUUAGAGGGGAGAUCUUCUCUUUCUCACUUUUGCUGAGAGAUUCUUAUGUACAGAUGCAUUUGUUUGCCUGUUUUUUUUUUUUUUGAUUGGAUGCUUUUUUACUAUUAUUGAUGUUUUUGUCUUGGCUAUCUCUCUUGUGAAUCAUUGUACAGUCAAACAAGAAGGAAGAAAUUUUUUUGGGGUGUUUUCAUAAAACAU